Molecule: messenger RNA, 2431 nt
Organism: Callithrix jacchus (white-tufted-ear marmoset)
Lineage: Eukaryota; Metazoa; Chordata; Mammalia; Primates; Cebidae
Source: RefSeq, a predicted model, not a curated record
GGUACGCUGGCGCGGGGGGUUGGGAAAUCAGGCCUCCAGGCUGCGUCUUCCCGGGUUCCCACUCGCUACUCACUGCUCACGGCUACGGCUGAACUCUCACAUACCCAGGUUGAGUUUCUGAAUCUCGGCUUGAUAGAUGUUUGAAUAGAACUUGAUCUUAAAGAACCCACACUUUGGUUUGGGAUGCUGACAAAUACCAAUAAGAUGUGAUAAGAUAGAGAAGAGAGGAAGGCCCAGGGGUGAGGAGGGGGAUGCCAGGAGGUGCCUUUGAGCAGAGUUUAUAGAUAUUCAUUCAUUGAUUCAACAAUUAAUUUCCAAAUGCCAGCCACGAGGCCAGGCAUGUCACAGAAGAGAAGGAGAGGGACACAGCCCUGCUCCCAUGGGGUUUACAUCCUCUGGGAAAAGAAAACGAAUAGAAUGGUGUAAAUAGAGGUGUGGCUCUUUUUUUGCAAGUGAUAUAACCCCAACCAAACUAAGCAUGGAGGGGAAAUGUAUCUGAAGACUUCUUGGUACAAGUCUGCCAGCUUCAACAUUACUGAACAAGAACUUGCUGUCUCUGGAAUCGAAGUAAAAACCUUGGGAAAAGGCUCUGCUCGCCCAGCAUCCCCCAGGUGCUAUCUCCUGUCAGUGCUGGUGGGUCCCUGGGGAAGGAAUUCUAAGAGCUGUGGAAAGAGCAUCUUCUGGAGGGGAAGACAAGGCAGCAUAGAAUCCCCUACAGAGGAGUACCAGUGCUCAGGGGUCCUCGAGAUCGACUUCGCCGAGCUCUGCAUGCGGUCGGGCUACACGGACUUCCCUAAAGUUGUCAACCGGCCCCGCCCUCACCCGCCUUUUGUCCCCUCCACCUCUUUGUCGGAAAAGGUCACCCCAGAAGACCCACAGCUGUCCGGGUCCUGCAGCCUUAACAGUCUGGAGACCAAAUACGUGUUUUUCCGGCCCACCAUCCAGGUGGAGCUGGAGCAGGAGGACAGCAAGUCGGUGAAAGAAAUCUACAUCCGCGGUUGGAAGGUUGAGGAACGGAUUCUGGGUAUUUUCUCUAAAUGCCUGCCCCCGCUCACCCAGCUACAGGCCAUCAACUUGUGGAAGGUGGGGUUGACUGAUAAGACCCUGACCACCUUCAUCGACCUCCUGCAUCUCUGCUCAUCCACACUCAGGAAGGUGUCUCUGGAGGGGAACCCACUUCUGGAGCAGUCCUAUCACAAGCUCAUGGCCUCGGACAGCACGAUCGCGCACUUGUCUCUGCGUAACAACAACAUCGAUGACCGCGGGGCGCAACUCCUGGGCCAGGCGCUGUCCACGCUGCACAGCUGCAACCGGACCCUUGUCUCGCUCAACCUGGGCUUUAACCACAUUGGGGACGAGGGCGCGGGCUACAUCGCCGACGGACUCCGGCUGAACCGUUCCCUGCUCUGGCUGUCCCUGGCCCACAACCGCAUCCAGGACAAGGGCGCCCUGAAGCUGGCGGAGGGCGCCCGCCUUCCGCAGGUCCUGCGACCCUUCGAGCUGACGCACACCGAGGUGGUGGAGCGCCGGCGCCUCCUGCUGGAGAAAGGGACGCAGGAGCACUCGCGAUCGCCCUCCUCCUCGAGACAUGGGGACUCCAAAACAGACCGUGAGAAGAGUCAGACGGUAGGGAUCAGCAACAGCGCAUUGGUGGACAAGACAGACAAGACGCAGCCAAUGAAAACCCCUAAGGGCCUGGGCAAGAAAAAGGAGAAAUCAUGGGAAUUGACCAAGAAAGAGGAGAGGUCAGGGGCUGGGCAGUCACCCACACAAGGAAUCCCUAAGAAAGAAGAUGCCACAAAAGCAGGAAAGGGGAAGGUAAUCAUCCCUGAGCAGAAGCCAAGCAGGAUAAAAGGGAUCAAGAUUGGGAGCAGAGAGAAGCGCAGCAUCCUCCCGGAGUCGGGACAAGAGCACCUAGGACAAAGCCUGGAGUAUAGCCAGCAGUCAAAACAUCAGCUGGUUGUUGAGGCUACUGAGGUGAUCAACCCUCUCCUGGAGCCAGUGGAGCACCGAGCUGGGAAAGUUUUCAUGCCUGGGAACAAGGUCCUUUUGCACCUCAACCUCCUCCGGAACCGCAUCACAGAGGUGGGGCUGGAGGGCUUCCUCGCCACGAUGCAGCACCAGGUGCAGUUCUCCAAGGCCAAGAGUGUGUCCAAGGGUCCAGUGGGGCUGCUGUGGCUGUCCCUGGCUAAAAAUUGCUUCGCUCCACAAUGUCCUGCAUACGCCAAGCUCCAGGAACUGAUGUUGCCAAGGGGCCCCAUUAAGGUCAAGCUCAGGGAGGACGAGGCCAUGGCGUUCUUCCCCUAGCCCCUCCCACCUGCUCGCCUCUGAGACUCUGAGCCACAGAAGCACCCCCCGUCCCUGUGUGCACUGACCUCCCUGGGGGAGCUCUCAGACCAAUAACAAAGUCUGUUGCUGUUCUUUUCCUUGA